Molecule: messenger RNA, 1459 nt
Organism: Brachypodium distachyon (stiff brome)
Lineage: Eukaryota; Viridiplantae; Streptophyta; Magnoliopsida; Poales; Poaceae
Product: dolichyl-phosphate beta-glucosyltransferase
Exons: 11
Coding region: 102-1157 (351 amino acids)
Cellular component (GO): endoplasmic reticulum membrane
Source: RefSeq, a predicted model, not a curated record
AAAAUCACAAGGAAAACAUCGACACCUGCCUGCUCAAGGGCUCCAGAUCUCUCUCCCAAUAUCCGGCCACACCGAGCGAGCGACUCCCGCCGGCGGUACCGAUGGCCGGCGCCGCCUGGACGCUCUCCUCCGCCGCGGACCUCCUUCCCGCCUCCCUCUCGCUGAGCCUCCUCCUCGCCUCCCUCGUCGCCAUCCUCGUGCUGGGCGUCGCCGCCGUCUUAUUCGACCACCUCCGCAAGAUCGGAUGCAUGCACUCGCUGGAGCGGACCUCCGUCUCGGACGCCUUCUUCGAGGACCCCAGCUCGCUCAACAAGGUGCCCUGCCCGUCGAUUUUCGACCCUGCCGAGAAGUACAUUUCGUUGAUCGUUCCGGCUUACAACGAGGAGUGCCGGCUUCCGGAGGCUCUCACAGAAACAUUCAACUACCUGAAACAACGUUCAACUGCUGACAAGUCGUUUUCUUAUGAGGUCUUGAUUGUUGACGAUGGAAGUACUGAUUGUACCUCCAAAGUUGCCUUUGGGUAUGUAAAGAAGCACAAGAUUGACAAUGUUAGAGUUCUUCUGCUUGGAAGAAAUCACGGGAAAGGUGAAGCAGUCAGAAAAGGGAUGCUCCAUUCACGGGGUGAACUAUUACUCAUGCUUGACGCUGAUGGUGCCACUAAGAUCACUGAUUUGGAAAAGCUUGAAGCCCAGGUUCGUGCAUUGGCCAAGAAAGCGGAUUCCAGUUUAGCACCCUCUGCUACUUCAUCUCAGAGACUAUCUGAUGUUGAAAUUGCUGUUUUUGGUUCCCGUGCUCAUCUGGAGAAGGAGGCUCUUGCCACGAGGAAAUGGUAUCGAAACUUCCUUAUGAAAGGUUUUCACUUGGUAGUAUUGUUGACUGCUGGUCCUGGAAUCAGAGAUACACAGUGUGGCUUCAAGAUGUUCACCCGAUCUGCUGCAAGGAAACUCUUUACAAAUAUCAGAUUGAAGAGGUGGUGUUUUGAUGUUGAGAUUGUAUACCUAUGCAAGCACCUCAGGAUCCCGAUGGCGGAAGUGUCUGUUAGUUGGACUGAAAUUCCUGGAUCCAAAGUGCGCAUGACAAGCAUCCUGCACAUGGUAUUUGAGCUCCUGCUGAUCAAAGUAGGCUACGGGUUGGGCAUAUGGAAAAUUUACUCGUAGACCCCGUGCUGGGAACUCACUACAGCUUAGUUCCACCGCUGCAGCGUAUACCAAACUUAGUCCAUCACCGCAAAAUCCAUUUACCAAAUUAGUUCAAGGAGCACUGUAAAAUUUUCAGAGAUUUUCGACUGGGAAUAGUCCCAUUCUUCGUGUAUGUUAGCGUUUGAGCAUAGCAGAGAUUGACAGAUAUAGUUCACAACUUACAUGUAUUUGUUCCUGCUGAUAAAUCCUCUAAUCCUUUUUUGUUGGCUUUUGUCACAAUGAUUUGUUUUCUUAAAUGAAACAAUACCAACUUCUGAUCU